UCUUUCAUGUCUGUAGGGUCACAGCUCCAGCUUUUAAAAACAGGAAAACCGUGGAGGAGCUUUUGCAGCAGAAAGGGUUAAAUGAAAUCCAACUCUCCUUUUCCUGUGCUGUAAAGGAUUAGUAACCAAACAGAAGCUCAAGGCAAGAUAGAGUGUCAGAGCCACUGACAGAACUCCAAGUCCGGGAAGCUCUGGGUUCUUGGUCCUCUCACGCUCCAGGAGUGGCAUCGCUGCCUUUUGCCCUCAAUCGACAAGCAGAUCCCAGCAUCAGGAUAGAAUGGCAUUUUUAAUCCUACUGCUCAUGCUGGCACUGACGUCACCUUCUACACUGGCGGCUCGAAAAGCAAAGAGGCAAAAUGACUUCUGGGGAAGUUGGGGAGAAUGGGGUGAAUGCAGCCGGAGCUGCGGUGGGGGCAUCAGUCUUCGGCAACGGCACUGCUACUCACGGAGGACAGAUGGUGGCUCCAGUUGCAUAGGAUCAACCCAAAGUUAUCGCUCAUGCAAUAUUCAGGACUGCCCUGAGGGCUCCAGAGAUUUUCGAGCAGAACAAUGUGCUGAGUUUGAUGGGACAGAAUUUCAGGGGAAAAAAUACAAGUGGCUCCCUUACUAUGGAGCUCCCAAUAAAUGUGAACUGAACUGCAUCCCAAAAGGAGAAAAUUUCUACUAUCGGCAGAAAGAAGCAGUCACUGAUGGAACGCCCUGUGAGCCCGGGAGGCAUGGUGUUUGCGUGGAGGGGACCUGCCGCGCUGUUGGCUGUGAUAAAAUGCUGGAUUCUUCCAAAAAGGAAGACAAGUGCCUGCAGUGCGGUGGGGAUGGAAGAGCUUGUUUUGAAGUCAAGGGGCUCUUUGAUGUGCCCAACCUCCCUAAAGGCUACAAUCAAAUCUUUGUCAUUCCAAUGGGAGCCACAAGUAUCCGGAUCAAAGAAGCAACACCCACCAGGAACUUCCUGGCAAUCAAGAAUGUACAAGGAACAUACUAUCUGAAUGGUCACUGGACAAUUGACUUUAGCCGGGCCUUGCCUAUUGCUAGCACAGUGGUGCAUUAUGACAGAGGUUCAGAGGGGGACCUGGCUUCAGAGCUUCUACAUGCCCGGGGUCCCAUCACUGAGCCUUUGAUUAUUGAGCUUAUCAGCCAGGAACCAAACCAAGGGAUACAUUAUGAAUACUAUUUGCCAUCCCAAAAGCAAACAUCAGGCUACAGCUGGGGCUACGGCUCCUGGAGUGACUGUAGUGCUGAAUGUGGUGGAGGUUAUCAGUCUCGUCUCGUCUUUUGCACCAUUGAUAAUGAAGCAUAUCCAGAUUAUAUGUGCAGGGACAAACCAUGGCCAGGCAAUAACCAAACCUGUGGCCUCCAGCCCUGCCCACAAACAAAACGGGUAUCUUACCUCUAUCUGCCGGGAGCAUGGAGCCGCAACAGAGCAUGGAACUUGCAGACAAAGAGCUGGAAAACUGGGGACUGGGGAGAUUGCUCUGCCACCUGCGGAGGGGGCAUUCAAAGCCGUUCAGUUUAUUGUGCCUCCUACAAUGGACAUCAUUUUCAGGAUGCUGUGGAUGAUAUCGAAUGCGCAUCCUUAACAGAGAAGCCACGCAGCACACAGCCUUGCAGCCAGCGGCGCUGUGCAACAUGGGUCACGGGUCCUUGGUCUGAGUGUUCAGUAAGCUGUGGUGAAGGUAUUCAAACCCGGACUGUAAGCUGCCAGGUCGAGCAGGGCUCAAAGAUUCUAGAUGUUGCUUGCAUGAAAGAACCAAAACCUCGGCACACCCAGCCCUGUAUUGGGCAGAAUUGUAUACAGGAGAUUGGUUGGCACAUUGGAGACUGGGGAUUGUGCUCAAAAAGCUGCGGUUCUGGCAUCCGAACCCGCCAAGUCAUCUGUGCUGAUGGUAAUUCCAAAUUCUACAACCAUGAGAUGUGCCAAGACAUCCAGCCACAGAUACCAACCAUGCUUGGGAGCUGCAACACGCAGCCUUGUCAUCUGCCCCAGGAGGUUCCCAGUAUGCAAGACAUCACAGGGUACAAUAUCAGUCGCCGGACAUUACUGACUCGCUACCGCCCUGACCAAGGCACUGAAGUUUCUACACGAGAAAGAAUAAUCCAGGCUGGCUCUGCUCAUCGCCGGUUCCAGCCAAAUGAGAGUCAUAGUUCCAAUUUCUUACCUCUUCGUUGGGAAUCCUACUCAGACUCCUCCGUGUCCCGUCACUCGAAUUCUUAUCAAAAUGGUGGUCGUGAUGUUCAAGACUGCAGCCAUACUCCUCAUGGCUGCUGUUCAGAUGGUCACACUGCUGCAGCAGGUCCCUUUGGCCAAGGUUGCCCACUUGAUUCUUGUCAUCUGAGCAGGUAUGGGUGCUGCCCUGAUGGAAUAUCACUUUCCCAUGGACCUAACCAAGAAGGGUGCACGCAACAUCACAGUGACGUUUACAUGAACAGAAAUCCUGUUGCUCCCACUCCAACAGCAAGCCAAGUUCUGGCCCAGCAGGUGCCAACAGAGGAAUGCCGAGGCUCUAUGUAUGGUUGUUGCUAUGACAAUAUUGCCUCUGCUUUAGGGCCACAAGGGGAAGGAUGUCCCACAAGACUCAGCCAAUUUUAUCCUGUCCAAUGCCUGUUACCCAGUGCCCAUGGUCCCUGCACAGAUUGGACAACCCGCUGGUAUUUUGUAAGCAGUGUUGGAAAAUGUAAUCGCUUUUGGUACGGAAGCUGUCAUGGGAAUAAGAACAACUUUGCUUCUGAAGAAGAAUGCAUGAAAACAUGCCAUGGAUCAAUGGGAAGAAGCCAUGUGAGUCUUCAUCACCAUGUUGCAAUUCCUAACGUCCACUCUAGUUCUCAGCUGCAAGAAGGGAACAUAGAGGAAAAGCCACAACAAUUUGGAAGAACCAUCAGUCAUAGAACAGGAAAUGGAGGUUAUGAUGGUAGGAUUUUUCCCAGUCAAGAUGCCUUACCUGAGUCUGAGCAAGGAACUAGCAUGCUAGAGAACCACCCAGAAAGUUCUCAUCGCUCAAGAACUCUUGAGGAAAAAAGAAGAGACCCAGUAGAUCAUUUGCAUGGUUUGAGUGAGACUGUCAUUUCUGAACACUCUGAGAAGCAGCUGACUGUGAAUGGUCAGACCAUUCAACAUGAGCGUGAAGAGUGGAGGAGGGAAUCUGGAGCAGAUGGAUUAACAGGGAAAAGAUUUGAGUAUCAAACCCCGCCAGAUUCUACUUUUCAAUAUUCUCUGAACAGGAUCCUCUUGGAUGGAUCAGAAUCUUCUGCAGUGGAGGCAGGCUUAGGACAAAGUAUUCGUCUUCUCUGUAAGACAAGCAAUUCCCACUUCUCUAGAGUUGAAUGGCAGAAAGAUGGACAGCCGGUCUCAUCUGAUAGACAUACCUACCAGUCUGACAACUCCUUGGUGAUUAGCCAUCUCAAGACUGAGGAUGCUGGGAUCUACAUGUGCAUUAUUUCAAAUGGGAGGAUGGAACACAGACAGAUUGAGUUGCGGAUCAAAGAAAUUCCUCAAUCUACCCUCACCCACGGAAGAAGGCAUCAACUUACUCAUGAUCAAAAUCACCAGCACAGAGUGUUUGGCACAAGAGCUAAUGACAGGUGGUCACGUGUUUCUUCUCUGCAUCCUCAAAUAACAUACAGAUUAAAAAUGUAUACGAAUGAGCCUUCCAUAGUUGAUGCCAGUGUUGGUGAGCAAGUCCGACUGCCUUGCCGUGUAGAGGCUUCACCCUCUUUAACCAUUGAAUGGCAGAAGGAUGGCCGUCCUAUUUCAUCCCCCAGGCAUAGGCAACAACCUGAUGGUGCCUUGCUGAUCAGUCGUCUGACAGCUGAAGAUGCCGGCUUCUUUACAUGCGUUGCUUCCAAUGGUCGGGACCAAGAUCAGAGAAAAGUUCAGAUUAGACCUAGAGGAGACUUAAGAAUUGACCUGCUGCCCAGACUUUCUGUGUCUGAAGGGGACAAUGCUCAUCUUCAUUGUGUUGUGACAGGCAACAAUGUAAACAUAAGAUGGUCAAGGAAUGGGGUUCCAAUAAGAUCAGAUGGUCAUCGUGUCCAUGUUUCUCAAGAUGGAAGCUUGUUUCUAAACAAGGUUCAGAUUGGUGAUGAGGGCUCCUAUACUUGCAAUGCCUACAGUGGCAGUCAUUCUGUCAGUGCCAGUACAGAUGUGAAAGUUAUCAAAAGGCGUCCAGAAGUGCCAUCAUCUCUCCCUGUGGAAACAAGCAGGGAAUGUGUUGAUCAGCCACACCUUGCUAACUGUGAUCUGAUUCUACAGGCUCAGCUCUGCAACAAUGAAUAUUAUUCCAGCUUCUGCUGUGCCAGCUGUUCUCGCCGCUAUGGCUGAGCCACAGGCUCCCCACCCCUCUUGCAAUCCUGCUCCGGAAGAAAAGCAGCCAUCUCCAAUUUGUUUAUCAAGCAUAUACACGGGUAGUCAAUAUGGCUAAGGCUAGAACAGUUGGCAGAAAUGGUAUCUCCACCUUCCUAAGCUGUAUGUUGUUUUGCAAAAGCAGCACUAAAUCCUGUAACAGCUGGCUGACCUUUUCAUUUAAGGAAAUAAGGAACUGUUUCACUAGCAAAGCUUAACAAACAAUACAGACAAGAAUCAAAAAUGGGAACGUUGCUUCAAGAUAAAUCAAGGAUAGCAGACACAUUUUAAAUCAAACAUAAAACUAAAUUAAUGCCAGAACCCACUCAGAAGAAAAUCUGCUGACCACAUUUUUUUUGUGGAAAUUUAGCAUACUGACCUAGAAACUUGUUUCCUGUAGUUAUUUCAAAUGUCCCCCUACAGUUUAGCUUUAAACAGUUAUAAACAGACAAUGUCUUUUUCAGCAGAUACAGGAAACGAUUAAUGCUGAGUUACUAGCAGCAGCAAAUAAUAUUGAAUAUCUGUGGAACUAUAUAGAACUCAAAGCAGCUGAAGAGGAAAAUGCAAAGCAACGUGACAAGGUUUUGUACUUUGGAUACUCUUAAAACAGCAAGGCUGUAUUUCUUGGAAUAAGUCCAUUAAACUGUGAUCUUCUCUUCCAAUUAAACAUGUAUACAAUUGUAGUAAGGCCUUUGAAGAAGAAAACAGAGCCUGCUAUACCUCGUCUACAUAAACAUGAAUAACAGAGGACUGUGCAAUGUGGGAGCAGUGGUGUUUUUAGAAUCUCACAACUACUGCAGCCACACAAUCCCCAAAGAGAUGCCACUGCUUGAAGGAGUCGCAGAUGAGUACUGAAUUUGCACUCCUGUAUGUUCCAAAGCACUGUGCAGCCCCACUAGAGUACAAGGUAUCACAACAGAGAACUAAAUGGUUAUUGACGCCUCAGAAUCCUGGAAGGCCAUACCAAGCUUGCCUCUUUGAUCAUCCCAUCCCACGUGCCAGACUGUUUAAUAUAAGGAUGAUUGUUGGCACUAUGGAAGUUCAAGUUGGCAUUCAAUCUACAAUAUCUAUGAAGUCUCAAUGGUUGACUAUAAACACAAACCAAACGCAUAAGGGAAACCUGUAUGUGUUAACUACAAUUUUGCCAGUUAUACUAGCUUAUCCACAACCUUUGACCAGAAGGCUAUUUACUAUGUCUCAAAGGUUGUGGAUAAGCUAGUAUAAUUUCCUUUAAAUGCAAAGGACAGGAAAUGCCAACUUUAUUGGCAAAUCUGCAGUUUUUUCUCACAUAAGUUUCCUGCUAUAACGUUCAGCCCACUAUUAUGGACUCAAUUAACACGAAACCUUCCCAGAUCUUAGGUAGCUCAAAAUCUAAUUUCUUUUAGAAACAAAGUAUAUCUAUAAUACAAUGUUACUUACUGGGUUUGCUUCCAGGAAAAACAAAUAUGAGAAUCUGUCAUAUCUGAGGGGUUUAUACUGAGAUAUGCCAAUCAUACUACAUGAAUUUUCAGGCAUCUGAGGGCAAAUAUGAUUCUGAUAGUUGGGUUCUUCCAUUACAGGUUACAGAUAUAUGAAUAGAUAUAACCAAAUAAUGAAAAAGAAAUUCCCAUGAACAUACCUAUGUCUUUUUUAAUCAUCUGACUGUACAAUGGGACUAUCUUAAUUGAGAAUGAGAAACGUUUAUCAAUUGCUCCUGUAAAAAAUGUACAAACCAGUAUUUACAGCACAUUAUGCAGAAUGUUUAGUAACAGAAACAAUCCAAUCUUCUCCAUAUUUCCUGCUAUCUGAGAACUGCCGGGUGCCAUAUGAACUAGGCAACAAGUUUUUCAGCUUGUUCAAUAAAGGUGCAAAUUAAUUCAGUGUUAGUAUAAUUUAACUGUAGCAAAGACAUAUAGAUAAACUAAGAGAACAAAACAUGUUUGUAUUGUCUUGCAUUCAGAACUGAUUUUCCAUGGAAGGUACAAAGAUUAUCUUAUAAAGGCCAGAGAGAAGGCAAGUGAUGCUCUUUCACAAAUGCAAAUCAUUCCCCCAACUAUCAUUUAUAGCAGUGUUCCUCAAC
This is a messenger RNA of Python bivittatus (Burmese python), 6392 nucleotides long. It is a transcript of the gene PAPLN, whose product is annotated as papilin, proteoglycan like sulfated glycoprotein. Gene Ontology annotation, molecular function: metalloendopeptidase activity; serine-type endopeptidase inhibitor activity. The record is from RefSeq and is a predicted model, not a curated record. Gene Ontology annotation, cellular component: extracellular matrix. Lineage: Eukaryota; Metazoa; Chordata; Lepidosauria; Squamata; Pythonidae. Gene Ontology annotation, biological process: extracellular matrix organization; proteolysis.